ACCACGCAUAAGCAACCGGGUCUGUGCAAAACAAGCCCGCGAUGCUUCGCGCUACCCUGGCUUUGGUUUGCUGCGCUUGCUGCUUUCUGCCCAGCUGGGCAGACUCGUUUCUGGAGUUUCAUAGUGCAGAUGGAGAGCGGGAGCUCAUUCCAGUGAGCCCACAGCAUCCAGCACCUCUGUGCUUGCGGCAGUUCGAGCAGCCUCCAUAUUAUGCUUGGCCAGUGAUUCAGGUCUACCUGCUCUUGAGGCUGGACGGCAAGGAAUCCAACUCGACAUCGGUCUUGUCAUGGAUACCCUGGGUGGGACAGCCAUCAAGAUUGCAGAUACAAGUGAAGAAAGGGCCUCCAAGAUGGUUUUGCAGACUUGGUCAGUCAUGGCUUGCAGCAGUGCUCCCGAGCAUGUGCAAGGACUGCACCCAGCGAUGUGCUGUGAAGCCCAUCCAAUGGGCUGACAACUUGGCAGUGCCAAUUCCAUCAUCUGGAGGAUGUGUCUAUAUCAGCAAGUUUCCUCCGAACGUGGACCGGGUGCAUGCCUCUUGGUACCUGCAUUUGGACCUUUCUGUGUUCAUUUUCCUGCUUCUGGGCAUAGUAUUUGUCUUCGCCUGGAAGCCUUUGCGAGAAAGCGUAGCAUUUCACGCUGGCUUAGGAGGAGUUGGUUCAUUGAUUUUCAUCACGCUGAUGGUGCUGCUUUGGCUGUCAAGGAGUGUGCGGGGCACUCUUCAUGGCAGUGUGCCAUUUGGUCGUUCAUUAACGACUCUUCUAGCUGGAGCACUGGCGUUUAUUCCUGCAGCUCGAAAUGCGUUGUUGGCUUGGACAUUGAGGUGGCUUCCUGCUCCCAACUGGCAGUCUUGGCUUGGUCUAAAGGACCCAAUCUUCGAUUUGCCAAUAGGUUGGCUGGCCUUUCUCCUGGUCAUUGUCAGCUGCCUCGUGCUAGUACACCUAGGUGCCAAGCUCAGUGUCCGGUACUUCGCUGCAUCGCCUGAGCCUGAAGGGGACAUUGACUUCAUCAUCGGCGGAGAUGGCCGCAGGGUAGACUUACUGCCACCAGUGCCUGUCUCGCAGAGGAUGCUUGGAUGGGGAAUCUGGCUCCUGGGUGUCAGCUUCCUCCUUUGCAGUACACAUUCUGACACGUGCUCGCUGCUUAUCACGCUAGUUGUUCUCUUCAAGGAUUACAUCGAGCAUGUGGUACGCAUGUGGAUGAUGUGGAGAAGUGUUGAUGUGCAACCCAAGGAUAUCCGCAGCCUCAUCUCUAGCGAUGAGAUGCAUUCACAGGCCUCCGCCACAACCAAAGCUGCGCUGGCCCAACUACAGCAAUAUGUCAAGGAACAUCCGCGAGCGGUGCUCCAAGUGCGAGAGGACUCCGAGCUGAAACUGCGUCGUUUCAGAGAGGAUGGGGCCCACUUCAGACAGCCUUUGAUAUCGGUCUCGGAGAAUUCCUCGUCCUUGUGCUUAGUUCAGUAGUGGCUCAGAAGUGUGGUGGGAUGAACGCGAAGCUUCACCAGGACGAGCCCGAGAAACAGUGGGCAGCUUGCUUGGUCGUUCAAGGAUGUUCAAGGCUCAAGGCAACUUUGCAUUACGGAUGCUUAGGAGGCUCAUUGUCGAAGCACUCCUUCAUAGUAUGAUUCAUAUCAUACUGUCCUUCAAUUAGAUGUUGAAUUACCCACAAAGUGGAAGAGGGUAGAACAUCUCGAGCUCGCUUUUGUGAUUAGAUGACACCAGGGGGUCCAGUGGUAUCCAGUCGCUUGGCCCCAGGGAAGUUGCCAACUUCUAGCGAAAAUUAGGAAUUUUGGCACUCCGUUGCAGCCGCUCCACGGGUUCAGCAUGAGAUUGUUCAAAAGAGCAGCUGACUAGGUACCGUCACUGAGUGCAACAAAAAGUACCGAUAUUGGUUGUUCGAUCACCGUGGCUGCCGAACCUUGUACAGCUGGCAAGUGGCUCAACGUUUCGCUGGACGGACCUCUGAACAGCGAAGGAAAACAAGGCAUCGCUCGUCGCACACACUUUUGCCUCCCUUUCGAACAUGAAAACAUCGAUCCGAUGGCUUGGGUUUGCUUCUGACAGCAAAUUGAGCGUUUGCUUGCAGCGGGCGAUGGACUACCCAACAUAUAACACUCUCUGGAGAUGACUGGCGUUUGCUGGCUUUUCAGCUUGGUUUCACCUGAAU
Messenger RNA from Durusdinium trenchii, 2163 nucleotides. The record is from the annotation of a GenBank genome assembly. Lineage: Eukaryota; Dinophyceae; Suessiales; Symbiodiniaceae.